AUGAAUCUCCAGAUCAACCCCCGAUUACUCUUUCAAUUACUUUUAUCAGCAUCCUUAGUCCUCUCCCAGCAUUCUCAUAAACGAUCAUUCUCCUUGAUUGCUGAUGAUGAUGCUGCCUUUUGUGUGAGAACUGUUGAUUGCAUUGAGAAAAUACGGAAAUUGGUCCCGCAGACAAACAAAUUCUGGUUUGGCGAUGCAUGGAAAAUGAAUUGUGGAGGAUUCUCGGCAGCUAGAUUGAGAGAGGUUAGUUGGGGAUAAUGAUGUCGUUCGACGAGGAUGUUACUCGCAACUUUGUAUUAAAAUAUUGAAAAAUAAGCCUUGUGCAAAGCUCUAAAGAUGUUUAUAAUUCGUAAAGUGACAAUAACAUCUUUGCAUUGCAACUAAAAAACUUCUCUUUUGACUUUACCUUUUCAGCAAAAUCCAAUCCGAUGUCUGAAUCCGCGGGAGCUCUCGGUCUUUCACUCUUUGGGAAGUCGACUAUUCCAGGCCAGGACAUUCACCGCUGCCUACCUUCAAAACUUGGCAAUAUUUCCCAGGAUGACAUUUACUCUACAGUCUGGUAUGACCAUCUCUUUUUUAAACCUUACCAUUCUCCAAACCCGAGACACUACCCAAAACUCCAACUUAUCCUCAAGUUUCAGGUCAAUACCGAGGUUGCGACCAUGAUUUUGUGGUGGAAUGCAAUCGCAGCAAAGUAAUGGCGCAUCCAGAAAUGGAGCCUCUUCAGCCAUUCCUCAGUCGGGCUGUCCCAGAGAUUUCCUGGCCGGAACUUGGUUCAAAUGAGAGUAAUGUCAUCAUGUUCCUCGACGUCGGCUUUGGUCUCCUCAAAUUUUUGAUGGUCGACUAUCCUCGGAAUCCCAAAAUUAUUGUCGAUUAUGAUACCAUCGAUAAUUUUCGACCAAAUCAGCCAACUCCAUUGGUCAUUUUGGUCUUCAGGGGAGAUAAUCUUGUAUCCGAAUCAAUUAAAAAGACCAAAUUUAAUACCGAAAAAGUGUUUGAUUUAACAAGUUUUAUGAUGGAACAUGGACUCGAGUCAGGUGAGUUGUUUUUUCAAAUAUUCUUGAGUGAGAUCUUUAGAUUUGAUUGGACUGAAUUGGGCGUUAAUUGGCUCUGAUGCGUAUGCCAUGGAAAGACAACGGCUAAAGGGAUCAGUCGACAACUGUCAUUCUUUGAUUCAAAAAAGUGAGCACUCAAAAAUUAUGAUUAAAAAAUUUUAUUGAUAAUUUUAGAGCUCCAAAAAGAGAAACUCUACGAAUUUACGGAGCUUUUCCCACUGUCGGAAAUGGAUUCCUCGUUGUCCGUGAGCUUCUCUCAGCCGAAAGUUGAAUAUGAAGUGUGCUGUAAGAGAAUUACAACAACGUAAGUAUUUUUUAUGAUAUUCUGACUUACCAUGCCAUAAUAUUACCUUUUGCUUACUCUUUCAGAGAGAGAGACAUCUUUAUUGACCCGCUGGACUCAGGCCAAACCCUUCCAAGUGUGGCUGUGAGAAAGUACCCCACUGUAACUUCUAUGAGAUCUAUUGAAUACGAAACAGAGAAUUAUCAGAGGAGCCUGAGGCAUUAUAUUGGUAAGAAACUUUGAGUGGUUGAGUUCAUACAACGAGUUCUUCAAACACCAUCUUAAGACGACUGCUGGCUUAUUAUACCAGAUUCUUUUAGCCCUAAAAGAAGACCGUUUUACCCUGGUCAUGUUCGAUCCGCAUCGUCACUAUCUGCAUUGGUUUAUAUCGGAUAUCCCGGCCGGAUCUUUGGCUGCCGGUACAAUUCAUGCGGAAGGAAAUGAGAUCGCCCCAUAUGUUCCGCCGGUCCCCGGGGAAUUCCAGAAAUGUAUUUAUCCAGUCUUGAUCCUGUUUCGGCAACCCCGAAGUGAGCAGACUUUAUCCGAGAUCUCACAGUUCUACGGGGAAGAUCAUGUGUUGCGGUCGACGCAUUGCAAAGGUCAUUGUAUUUAUCGGUAGGUGAAUUCAAUUAUUUUUUGUUUUCAAGUCGUUUUAUUGUGUUAUCGAUAGUCUUAUAGAAGUGCCUUUGACAUAACGCAGUUCAAAUCUUUCCAUCGGCUCCGGCUCUCGGCUAUGAGUUGGUUCCAAGUUUGUUUCGAUUUCCACGAAGCCCAUAGACGAAUACAGCAUCUUCGCAGUGAGAAUGGAACAAGGGAGAUCCCUCGAGGUAAACCUGGGACCAAAUAUGUUUGGAAGCCGAAGAUGGAUCCGAAUGAGAAGAGGUAAGCAUUGCUGCAAGAUGAUUAAUACAAACGUUUUUCUAAAUUAAAGUCAAUCUAACAAACGGUCUUUCCAGAACUGACGAACAAGCUUACCUCAAAGCAAAAAUGGCCGAGAUCUGUACAGCAGCACGUCAUGGAGAGCCCCAUAAUUGUGAUGUUGAGCCGAGUUCAGCUAUAAGAAUAAUCGGAUCCUUUGUUUUGAUCUUUUCCCUUCUUAUAAUGCUCUAA
Messenger RNA from Bursaphelenchus xylophilus (pine wood nematode), 2448 nucleotides. The record is from the annotation of a GenBank genome assembly. Lineage: Eukaryota; Metazoa; Nematoda; Chromadorea; Rhabditida; Aphelenchoididae.